UAGCGACUAGUCUGUGUAUGGAGUCUUGAGUGUAAAAGGCUGACCUCAAGAAAAAUAGUAAAACCUUCCUAAUUUAUCGCAAUCAAAUAAAUACACAAAACACAGUCAAAACUCUUAAAUUGCCAAGUCUCUGCCUUUCCCUCUGUUUUUCUCUCCCCUUUUCCAAGAAAUAUUGUGGAAGAGCACGCAGAGAGCUCGGCGGCGGAGAAUCAACAAACCGCCGCAACAUUUAUUAAAUUUCAAUGGCAGAUAAAACCAUGCAAGAGAAUUUGUUAGUUAAAGAUCAUAAUAUAUAUGAUCAUAAACGAGACGAGGAAGAAGAAGAUUGCGAUUCAAGAAAGGGUCUGACAUGGCCUGUUUUUACUCAAGAAGUGAAGAAACUUGGCUACGUAGCCGCUCCUAUGGUGGCCGUCGUUCUUUCUCAGUAUCUUCUCCAAGUUAUUUCGAUGAUGAUGGUGGGUCACCUCGGUGAACUCGCUCUUUCUAGCACCGCCAUCGCCACCUCUCUCUCCGGUGUCACUGGUUUUAGUCUUCUUUUAGGGAUGGCCAGUGCACUGGAAACUCUAUGCGGACAAGCGUAUGGAGCUAAGCAAUAUCACAAACUCGGAAUUCAAACGCAAACUGCGAUCUUCUGUUUAAUUUUAGUUUGUAUUCCUCUUUCCAUAAUAUGGACAUUCAUGGGAAAGAUUCUUGUUUUCAUUGGCCAAGACCCUGUAAUUUCACAUGAAGCUGGUCAAUACAUGAUAUGGCUUAUUCCUGGACUCUUUGCCUAUGCGGCUCUUCAACCGCUUGUUCGGUACUUUCAGAUGCAGAGUCUGAUCAGUCCUAUGUUGCUGAGUUCUUGUGCAACUCUUUGUUUCCACAUACCUCUCUGUUGGGUUUUAGUGUACAAGUCGGGACUGCAAAACGUUGGAGCAGCAUUAGCACUGUCUAUUUCAAGUUGGUUGAAUGUGAUUAUCCUUGGACUAUACAUGGCACACUCUGCUGCCUGUGCUAAAACUCGAGCACCGAUCUCUAUGGAGUUGUUCCAUGGGAUCGGAGAAUUCUUCCGAUAUGCUGUCCCUUCUGCAUUAAUGAUCUGUCUUGAAUGGUGGUCAUAUGAGCUGCUUGUUUUGCUCUCAGGAAUCUUACCAAAUCCCCAGCUUGAAACUUCUGUUCUAUCUGUCUGUCUCCAAACUAUUUCUACACUCUAUUCAAUUCCAUAUGCAUUUGGUGCUGCAGUAAGCACUAGAGUUUCAAAUGAAUUAGGAGCAGGACACCCACAAGCUGCACGUAUUGCUGUUUAUGCUGUCAUGUUUCUUACAAUUAUGGAGACAACUGUAGUAAGCAGUACACUCUUUGCCAGCCGCCGCGUCUUUGGUUACCUUUUCAGCAACGAAAAGGAAGUAGUGGAUUAUGUGACAGUGAUGGCUCCUCUGGUGUGCUUAUCAGUGAUAAUGGACAGCUUACAGGGAGUGCUUUCAGGUGUGGCAAGGGGGUGCGGAUGGCAGCAUAUAGGCGCUUAUGUUAACCUCGGAGCCUUCUACCUUUGUGGGAUUCCAAUCGCUGCCAUUUUGGGUUUCUGGGUAAAGCUAAGAGGCACGGGCCUUUGGAUUGGAAUACAAGUUGGAGCGGUUACACAAAUUGUUCUACUCAGUGUCGUUACAAGUUGUGUAAAUUGGGAGAAACAGGCAAGUAAGGCAAAGGAACGGGUAUUUGAAGGAAAAAGAUCUUCUGUUGCCAAUAUAGUAACGUGAAUUGCAAGAUAUGAUUCGGGAUCGGCUUCUAUAAGUUGCUCUUUUACUUCAUCAAAAUUUGGUCAGUGAAUCAAUUUUCAAGUCAGAGUAGUUGCAAGACAGAACUGUGGCUUAUAGAUUCAUAAGCCGAGCAUCUAUUCUCUCUUUUUUGCUGUGACAGCAGGAAAAUAUUUAUUUAGGGGCCUGAAUAGAAUUAUCCAAUAGUGAGAGAAGGUUAAAACUAUAUUCAUGGUAGUAUAAUUACCCAAUUUUGCCUAUAGUAAGCAUGUAUCAGACUCUGACUUUUGGACUAUAGUAUAGAAAAUACAAUUUUUUUUUACAAUUUUCGUCACUUUUCAUUAACAAAUUUAAUUGUAUGAAUUUUAAUAUUAAUGUCAUCAAAGUUUACUAA
Molecule: messenger RNA, 2127 nt
Organism: Mercurialis annua (annual mercury)
Lineage: Eukaryota; Viridiplantae; Streptophyta; Magnoliopsida; Malpighiales; Euphorbiaceae
Product: protein DETOXIFICATION 12-like
Exons: 7
Coding region: 243-1736 (497 amino acids)
Biological process (GO): xenobiotic detoxification by transmembrane export across the plasma membrane
Cellular component (GO): membrane
Molecular function (GO): xenobiotic transmembrane transporter activity; antiporter activity
Source: RefSeq, a predicted model, not a curated record